Molecule: messenger RNA, 3852 nt
Organism: Brienomyrus brachyistius
Lineage: Eukaryota; Metazoa; Chordata; Actinopteri; Osteoglossiformes; Mormyridae
Product: NACHT, LRR and PYD domains-containing protein 12-like
Exons: 10
Coding region: 26-3319 (1097 amino acids)
Molecular function (GO): protein binding
Source: RefSeq, a predicted model, not a curated record
UUCCUUAGAUUAAGUGUGUGUCUGUAUGCGCAUGUUUACAUGUUGUGUAACAUAUUCUACUGGGUGCUCUGAAAAGAUCGUCCUAAACUCACCUAGAAUGACGACCACUGAAUCUAAAAUGAAGGGCCAGUCAAGGAAAGCAGAGUCCCCUGUGCCUAGCUGCACUUCCAACAAGACUGAUAGAUCAAAAAAUAUCAUUGUUAACUUCAAAGGUGAACUACAGGAUGACAGGGUGCAACUGGAGAAACCCACAGCCAGCUGUGUGUCCAUGGAGAGUAAUCGGUCAAGCAGAGACAGGAUGCAGUGUGACUUUCACACAACUGAACUGGAUCAGCAGUCAGUAGAACCCAGCUGUAAAAAGAAACACAGGUCUUUGGUUUUUGCACGCAGACUGAAGCUUCUUCAACAAACUUUGCAGAAGUUGCAGAGGGGAGAUUUGAAACAGUUCACGGCACAGGUGUGUCGGAAGUACACAGAAUGCUUCUACCAACAGCUACUACAUGAUGAUGCACUUAUAUCUGCUGAGGAGAUGAUGGAAAGCUGUGAUGAAGAGAGGGCUCUGAAGAUCACAUUGCACACCCUGAGAGACAUGAACCAGACAGACAUUGCAGAUUCACUGGAGAAAGAGGAGGAAAAAAAUCAGACAAUCAGCCAGUGUCAACAGAAAUUGAAGAACAAAUUGCAAAAAAGGUUCAAGUGCAUUUUUGAAGGUAGUGCCAGGCAAGGGAACCCAACCCUCCUCUGCGAUAUCUAUACAGGACUAUACAUCACAGAAGGCCUGAGUGAAGGAGUCAAGAAUGAACAUGAAAUACCAGAACUAGAUACGGCAUCCAAGAUACCAUUGGCAGAAUCUACCACAAUUCAUUGCAAUGAAAUCUUCAAACCUGUAGUUGGGCAACAGACAUCCAUAAGAACUGUACUGACAAAUGGGAUCGCUGGUAUUGGAAAAACAGUAUCUGUGCAGAAGUUUAUUCAUGACUGGGCCAUCGGAAAAGCAAAUGAGGAUGUUCAUUUCAUAUUUGCAUUGCCAUUUCGGGAUCUCAACCUUCAAAAGGAUAGAAAUUUCAGCCUAAUCAAUAUUAUUUAUCACUAUUUUCCAGAAGUGGAGGGAAUUGAAUCAACUGACUUGAAUGAAUUCAGAAUUUUGCUGAUCUUUGAUGGCUUGGAUGAAUGUCGACUACCUUUAGAUUUCCAGCUAAAUGAAAACUGCUUUGACAUGACAAGACAGACAUCACUAGAUGUGCUGUUGACGAACCUCAUCAAGGGAAAUCUACUUCCCUCUGCUCAACUCUGGAUAACAUCCCGAGUAGGAGCAUCCAGUCAGAUACCAACUGAGCAUGUCAAUCGAGUGACAGAGAUUCGAGGGUUCAAUGAUCUGCAGAAGGAGGAAUACUUCAGGAGGAGAUUUGAGAAUGAAGACCUUGUGAAGAGAAUCAUCAAACACUUAAAGAUGUCAAGGAGUCUCUACGUAAUGUGCCGCAUCCCAGUUUUCUGUUGGAUCUCAGCAGUUGUCCUGGAGCAGAUGUUGGAAGCGGACAACAGCAAUGUCCCGACAUCUCUAACCCAGCUCUACAUAUACUUUGUGCUCAUUCAAACGAGCAUAAAGAAUCAGAAAUAUCAAUUCCAAUCAAACAAAGAAAUUAUCAUGAAACUGGGUAAAUUAGCCUUCCAGCAACUGGAAAUUGAAAAUUUUAUAUUUUACAAAAACGACUUCAGAGAAUGUGGCAUUGAUGAUGUAUAUGAAGCCUCGGUCUACUCUGGACUGUGUACAGAAAUCGUGAAUGAGGAAGACAUGAUGGAUGAAGAGAAAGUGUAUAGCUUUGUGCAUGUAAGUAUUCAGGAUUUUCUUGCAGCUUUGUAUGUGUCUUACACAUACAAAAGCACCAAGAUGAACCUACUCAAUAAAAAACAAAGUGGGAUACGAGAGGAGUUGUUUGACUUCCACAAGAGUGUGAUUGAUAAGGCCUUACGGACCAGGAACGGACAUCUCAACCUUUUCUUGCGCUUUCUGCUUGGCAUCUCACUGAACUCCAGUCAGAACCUCCUGAAAGACCUUGUGACAGACAAAGAGACCAGCUCACAGGGUGUCGAAGAAACAGUCAGAUACAUCAAGGGGAUUAUAAAGGACGAAACGUACCCAGAGAUGUCCAUCAAUCUCUUCUACUGCCUGAAUGAACUCGGGGACAACUCUCUAGUGGAGGAGGUUCAAAACUACCUAAGGUCUGGGAAGCUCUCAAGGAAGAAGCUGUCACCUGCUCAGUGGUCGGCUCUGGUUUUUGUGUUGCUGACAUCAGAAAAUAUAGACCAUGUGUUUGAUUUGAAGAAAUACAGCAGAUCAGAAGAAGCACUACUGAGACUCAUUCCUGUGGUAAAGUUCUCCAGAACAGCCCUGCUGGAUCAUUGUUAUCUCACAGGUAAAUGUUGUGAAGCAUUGUCCUUUGUGCUCUGUUCAAACUCAUUGCACCUGAUGGAAUUAGACUUGAGUGACAAUGACCUUCAGGAUGCCGGAGUGCAGCUGCUCUCUAUUGGACUGGGAGAUCAACACUGUAAACUGGAAACACUCAGGCUAUCAUUCUGUGGAAUCACGGAGAAAGGUUGCAGAUUCCUUGCUGAUGCCUUGCAUUCAAACCCCUCACACCUGAAAGAACUGGAUGUGAGCUACAACCACCCUGGAGAAAGUGGAGUGAAGCUGCUCUCAGAUAUGCUGCAGAAUCCUGACUUUAAACUGGAGAAACUGAAAGUGGACCAUUGUGGAGAGUGCUGGAUCAGACCAGGCCUACGGAAAUAUGCCUGUCAGCUCAAGCUGGACCCCAACACUGCACACCGGAGCCUGUGUCUGUCUGACGGAGACCUGAGGGUCACGUGGAAAUGCCAGAGGCAGCCAUAUGCUGAUCACCCGGAGAGGUUCCAGCAUGUGCCCCAGGUGCUGUGUACGGAGGCCCUGUCUGGCCGCUGCUACUGGGAGGCUGAGUGGAGAGGGGACGUGGCGGAGAUCGCUGUAACUUAUAAAGAAAUCGGGAGGAAAGAAGCGAAGAAUGGCAGCAGGUUUGGACACAAUGAGAAGUCCUGGGUUUUGCGCUGCUCUGCUAAAGUCUAUUCUGUCUGCCAUAAUGGCAACCACAUUGAUAAACCUGUGCCCACCCCCCACUGCCGCAGAGUAGCGGUGUAUCUGGACUGGCUUGCUGGCACUCUGACCUUCUACAGUGUCUCUCCUACAAAACUGACACCUUUACACACAUUUCAUUCCACAUUCAGCCAGCCUGUCUAUCCAGGGUUUGGUGUUUAUGGUUCUUCAGUGAUCCUGUGGCAGGUGGAUUAGUGUCCUGUGCCUUAGUUGUCCCAGCCAGGCAUUGUUAGGCUCCACAACCUGCACAAAUUUAGGGAAGGAGAAGGAGUGAAUGAUCUCCUAACAUUUUAAAUUUCAGUGCCUUUCACCACAAUUGAUAACUGAAUUUGCAUCUAUAAUUUACUCUUUAGAAUUUUUAUCAACGCAUAAGAGAUGCACUGAGUUAAAAAGUUCGAUAGUUUGUUGUGCAUUUAUGAAUUUUCCCCUUAUAACAAAUUAAGCUACAUUAUUUUGCUUAUAGCUUCAUAAUUAUGAUUUUUGAUAUUAUAGUUACUACAGGUUUUAUAUAUACAUGUAUAAUAUUGUAUAUCAUACAGUAUAUUUAUACACAUGAUGCUGUUCAGGAUGAGUUGUUAAGAAAUGGAUGGAUGAAGGUCUGUAUUAUCUCUGCAAUCUCUAUCAUGCACGAAUUUUGUUGUUUUGCACAUUCAUUUUUUUGUAAAAUAUGUGCAUUUUUUUGUAAAAUUGUAUACAAUUCUUAUUUUAAAUAAAUUUGUUUAAGAUGC